CAGAGAUAUAUCUAUAUCUCUGCUAAUAACCCAUGGAAGGAGUGUAGAGAGAGACUCACGGGAACGUUUGUGAGAUAGAAGAUAAUCAGCUGAUUCGAAGCAAAACAUUGGCAAAUGUUCUCUGUAGUCUAUACGUGAAUCGCUAGUUUUUGAGUUUUAUUUGCACUUUUCCUCAUUUUUGUGAAAUUAUUAUUCACCUCUGAUUUUUCGAAAUGGUAAAGUCGUGUUCGGCUUAUAAUUGUACGCAAAGGUACAGAAAAGGCAAUGGGAUUUCAUUUUUCUCAUUUCCCAGUGAUUCAAAACUGAGAUCCCUAUGGGUCUUAGCCAUGAAAAGGGAAAAUUUUGAGCCAACAAAUUCUACUGUAUUAUGUAGUAACCACUUUCUUGAAAGUGAUGUGGUCAGACAAUUCGGCCAAAUCAAACUGAGAGAAGGUUCAAUUCCCUCAAUUUUUGAUUUUCCUGAUCACUUGAAAAAAAGAACACCCAAACCAAGAAAAAUCAGGAAAAGAUUAGCUGAGAAGGAGAUUCAAGCAGAAUCUACUUCUGAAGAGAAAAAACUCAAGCUGGAUCUUCCAUCAACUAGUUCUGAAAACUACUCUGAGCCUGUGAAUAUCAAUGCCAAGGAUUGCUCUGAAAAACCUCAGGUUCAAAAGAAAAUAAGGAGGAGGCAUUAUUUUGGAGACGUAAAAUAUUCUGCACUCAAAACAGCUGAAGCCAAAAUGGUUUGGAAUAUUGCCAAUAGGACUAUCGAAAAAAUUAGAAAGGAAAAUAAUAAAUUAAGAACUAAAAAACAUAAAUUGCAGAGCAGGGUGACAAAGCUGAAAGAACUUAUAGUGCAUUUGAAAACUUCUAAAAAUGUCUCUCAAAAUUGUUACGACAUAAUGCAGGUAAAAGACAAGUAUGAACUGAAGGCCUAUAAAGAAUCAUUGACUAAUGAAAAUUGAUGCAUGUUGAAGAAGUGCAUGUGUUUUAGAAUUUUAUUUUAUUUUGGCUCAGUAAGGAUGGUGCCCCCUCUUCCCAGAAACCAACUCGAAGGUAUAGCUCACAUAUUUUUUUCAUUUCUACAUAUCUGGGGUAAGUAUAUAGGUAAGUAAUCUUUGAAUCUUGGUAUGCCAUGAAAUUUUUUUUCAGAUUUGUGGGUCAAAGAUAUUUGAAUUAGUUUGUGAUUCACAUAAAAUAUUUUAUGUUACAGGAAUGUAUUCCGAAGGCUGAACAAGAGUUAGUGUUGAGACAACUCAAAGUUUCAACAAAUAAGGAAUAUCCUGAGCAGUUGAGAACAUUUGCUCUUACUCUCAAUUUUUAUUCGACUUCUGCAUAUAAUUAUGUGAGAAGUAUGUUUUCAAAUUGUCUACCACAUCCUAAGACUUUAUCAAAAUGGUAUAAAACUGUGGAUGGAUCACCAGGCUACACAACAGAGUCCCUAAGAGCAAUUGAACUCAAGUCCAGAGAAAUGAAGAAA
Coccinella septempunctata (seven-spotted ladybird) is the source of this 1459-nucleotide messenger RNA. Its product is annotated as THAP domain-containing protein 6-like. Gene Ontology annotation, molecular function: sequence-specific DNA binding. NCBI's taxonomy places the organism in Eukaryota, Metazoa, Arthropoda, Insecta, Coleoptera, Coccinellidae. The record is from RefSeq and is a predicted model, not a curated record. Bases 213 to 944 code for a protein of 243 amino acids. The transcript has 5 exons.